This is a messenger RNA of Rhinopithecus roxellana (golden snub-nosed monkey), 874 nucleotides long. It is a transcript of the gene RERGL, whose product is annotated as RERG like. Gene Ontology annotation, molecular function: GTPase activity; GTP binding. The transcript has 5 exons. NCBI's taxonomy places the organism in Eukaryota, Metazoa, Chordata, Mammalia, Primates, Cercopithecidae. The coding region runs from base 52 to 666 and encodes 204 amino acids. The record is from RefSeq and is a predicted model, not a curated record.
AGGGCAGCAUAGUUCCAGAAGACAGUACUGACCAAGAAGCAGAAAAGCAAGAUGAAUGAUGUGAAACUUGCUGUCUUGGGUGGUGAAGGAACAGGCAAAUCUGCUCUUACAGUGAGGUUUCUUACUAAGCGAUUCAUUGGAGAAUAUGCUUCUAAUUUUGAAUCUAUCUAUAACAAGCACUUGUGUUUGGAAAGGAAACAACUAAAUCUGGAAAUAUAUGACCCUUGUUCUCAAACACAGAAAGCAAAAUUCUCCCUCACAAGUGAGCUUCACUGGGCAGAUGGGUUUGUUAUUGUGUAUGACAUCAGCGAUAGGUCUUCGUUUGCUUUCGCGAAAGCACUGAUCUACAGAAUCCGGGAGCCACAGACUAGUCAUUGUAAAAGAGCUGUGGAAUCAGCAAUGUUUUUGGUUGGCAACAAACGAGAUCUUUGUCAUAUGCGAGAGGUUGGCUGGGAAGAAGGGCAAAAGCUGGCACUGGAUAACCGAUGCCAAUUCUGUGAACUGUCUGCAGCAGAGCAGUCUCUGGAGGUGGAAAUGAUGUUUAUCAGAAUUAUCAAGGACAUCCUGAUAAACUUCAAACUCAAAGAAAAGAGACGACCCAGUGGAUCUAAAUCAAUGGCCAAAUUGAUCAAUAAUGUAUUUGGAAAGAGAAGGAAAUCUGUUUAGUAGACAUGAAAUGACUAUGAACCACAGCUGUGUUUUCAAACAUGCAGUUUGCCUUUUUGGUUGUUUUAUCCUGUUCACUGUCCUUCACACAGAGCCUUUCAUUUAUUAUACAACACUGCACUCACCCUAACCUACUGGUGGACAGCUAUCCAGUUUGCCUUGCCAAAUAUACUCUGCUUAUGUGAAUUUAUUAAAUGACCAUGCCAUA